UAAAAUCGAGAAGCGCCUUUCUACCCUAGAUUUCAGCGGAAACGCUGAAUGAUAAGAAAAUCUGGGUAAAGUGGGUCGCCGUCCUCGGCUACUUCCUCUAAGAAUUCUUCCGCUGUUGGCGUAGGGAUCUCGUGCUAUAUAAGGGCGGUGGGACGGCCGUGCGCUCUCUUGGGCUUCAGUGCUAGCAUGACCAAGAAAAGAAGGAACAAUGGUCGUGCUAAAAAGGGCCGUGGCCACGUGCAGCCUAUUCGCUGCACCAACUGUGCCCGAUGUGUACCCAAGGAUAAGGCCAUUAAGAAGUUCGUCAUUCGAAACAUAGUAGAGGCCGCCGCGGUAAGGGACAUUUCCGAAGCCAGUGUCUUCGACGCUUACGUGCUCCCUAAGCUGUAUGUAAAACUGCAUUACUGUGUGAGCUGUGCCAUUCACAGCAAGGUAGUCAGGAAUCGAUCUCGUGAGGCUAGGAAGGACCGAACGCCCCCACCCCGAUUUAGGCCUGCGGGUGCUGCCCCACGACCUCCACCAAAGCCCAUGUAAGGAGCUAAGUCCUUACAGACUGAAGAAAAAUUGUUCUCUGGAAAAAAAUAAAAAUAAAAUGGAAAUAAUAUA
Molecule: messenger RNA, 606 nt
Organism: Manis javanica (Malayan pangolin)
Lineage: Eukaryota; Metazoa; Chordata; Mammalia; Pholidota; Manidae
Gene: RPS26
Product: ribosomal protein S26
Biological process (GO): translation
Cellular component (GO): cytosolic small ribosomal subunit; ribosome
Molecular function (GO): structural constituent of ribosome; mRNA binding
Source: RefSeq, a predicted model, not a curated record